AUUUUGGGAGUAUGAUAUGGCGGAUAGUGAAUCACAAAAAAGUGUGUCAAAACACAAUGAAUGGAAGUUCUAUUAUAUUCAAGUGUUAAAUACUGCAGCAUCUAUUGACAGCAAGAUUUUGUUAUAAACUGUUAAAUUACCUUCAUUUUCAAAUAAUCCCUUCAAGUUUUAAUCUUUGAAAAUUAAUGAAACUUCACCAACAACAGAUUCGUUCAAAUCAGUCCAGCUAUAAGAUUCAAAUGGACUAAAUGUCUUAUAUGACUUAAUGUCGUAUGUUUACAUGCGGUUUUGUAUAUCGGAGGAAGUGUAUACUUGAAAUUAAACCAUGGACAAAAAAGAUAUAUCCAAACGGAACAGUAUUUUUAAUAAAAUUAAGGGAGGAGGAAAAGACAAAAAGGCACCAAACAAGUUACCAACACCCAGUGAGUCCGAUGACACUAACGGUAAUGCUUAUGGAUUCCGUCCAGACACUAGCCAAUUGUCUGACAAGGAGGUCUUGGAAAAAUUUGAGAGAAUGCUGGAUGACAUGAAUUUGUCAGAAGAAAAAAAAGCCCCUUUAAGGAAGAAAGACAUAUUCCAGAAACGUUCUAUGCUUGGUAUGCACCAGUCUGUCAAGAUUGUGGGACCAGGAAACCUUGAUACUCCGGCUAGUUUUCAUGCAGAAUUACGGAACCCUGAGGUCAAGGGAGAUAAACGAUUAAAAUUAUUAGAAUCUUUACGAGUAUCAUUAACAAGUAAUCCUGUAAGUUGGGUACAAGAGUUUGGUGUUGCCGGUUUAAAUGGAAUUUUAAGGAAUUUAACUUACUGCUGUGAUUCAAAAACAGAAAGAAGAAGUACAUAUGAGGCUGUACGAUGCCUCAAAGCAUUUAUGAACAAUAAGUUUGGUUUGAUGCAAAUGAUAGGCCAUGAAGAAGCCUUAACAAUAUUAUCUAGAACAGUAGAUCCUUCAGACCCUAAUACAAUGUUAGAGGCCGUCAGACUUCUAGCUGCUAUAUGUAUAGUACCUCCUGAUGGCCAUGAAAAAGUUUUGGAGGGUAUAACAGUUUGUGGAGAGAUACGAGGGCGAGAUAGAUUUGUGCCAAUAAUCAUGGGUUUAGGUAUGCGGGACAACCAACCCAUGCAAGUGGCCAACAUUCAACUAGUCAAUGCUAUUGUCAGUACGCCUGAUGACCUAGAUUUCAGACUGCAUUUACGGAAUGAAAUAAUGAGGACAGGGAUGAUAGAUCUGAUUGGGUCUUUAGAUACUCAGCAAGAUGAAGAACUACAGACACAUUUAAGAAUUUUCCAUGACCACAAAGAAGAAGAUUUAGAUGAAUUUAUUCAUCGUUAUGAUAAUGCUCAUAUUGAGCUAGAAGAUCCACGUCAGUGUUUUGACCUAGUUUAUAAUUCGACAAAAGACACAAUAUCAGAACCUUACUUUUUAUCCAUAUUACAGCAUUUAUUAAUUGUACGAGAUGAUGCCUAUGCUAGACCUCAAUAUUAUAAGUUAAUAGAAGAGUGUAUAACACAGAUAGUUUUACAUAAGAAUGGGACAGACCCAGAUUUCAGACACACAAAGAGAUUUGAUAUUGAUGUAGAACCUUUACUAAGUUCAUUGCAUGAAAAAUCAAGAGUAGAAGAUGCAGAAGUCAGCAUUGUAGAAAUAAGUUCAAAAUUAGAGACAGCCAUUACAGCUAAACAGGAAUCAGAAGCCAAAGCAAUGACAUUGGAAGAAAAAGUGAAGAAAUAUGAGGAUGAACUCACUGUCAUGAAAGAAAAAAUAAGACUGGGUAUUGGUGCUCAGAUCCAGUCUACAGGAGCAGCAGGUGGAGGAGGAGGACCGCCACCACCACCCCCACCUCCAGGAGGAGGGGCUAUUCCACCUCCACCACCGCCGCCCCCACCACCACCAGGGAGCGGUGGAGGACCUCCCCCUCCUCCUCCACCACCACCUCCUCCAGGGUUUGGUGGUGGUCCCCCGCCACCCCCUCCCCCACCAUUCCCAGGGGGAGGAGGAGUACCACCCCCUCCUCCCCCACCAGGAGGACCAGGAUUUCCUGGAGCACCACCUCCACCUCCAGGAUUUAUGAGUCCACCUGCAGCGCCAUCAACUAGUCUUCCAUAUGGUAUAAAGAAGAAGAAAUAUCAACCUCCAAUGCAGACCAAACGACUCAAUUGGAAUCAGGUACAAGCCAAAAAAUUAGAAAAGGAUUCAUUUUGGGUCCAAGUUCGUGAAGAUCAGUAUGAGGAUGAAUCUUUAUUCCAAGGUCUCAUUGAAAAUUUUGGAGUAACUAAAGCAAAAAUUAUGAAUACCUCAGAAACAACAGAAAAGAAACCUACAAAAAAGGCUAAAGAGUUGAAAGUACUUGAUCCUAAAGCAGCUCAGAAUUUGUCUAUUUUAUUAGGAUCCAUCAAGGUCCCAUAUCCAGAAAUUAAACGGAGAAUUGUAGAAGUUGAUGAAGAAAAGUUGUCGUCUUCUAUAUUAGAAAGUUUGAUACGAUACAUGCCAGAGCCUGAACAGAUGAAACAAUUAGAGAAAUUACAGGAUCAGUACAAUGAUUUAUCAGAACCAGAACAGUUUUCUGUCACGAUGUGUGGUAUAAAGAGAGUUACACCUAGAUUAAGUUCAAUGUUGUUUAAAAUGCAGUUUCCAGACAUGGUGCAAGAUAUUAAACCAAAUUUAGUAUCAGCCAUAGAGGCCUGUGAAGAAGUUAAGAAUAGUACAAAAUUCUCAAAGUUAUUAGAACUUAUAUUGUUAAUGGGAAACUUUCUCAAUGCUGGAUCUCGUAAUGCUCAGUCUGUAGGAUUUGAAAUCAGCUUUCUUCCCAAGUUGGCAAAUACUAAAGCUCAAGAUGGUAAAACAACACUUGUACAUUUUAUAGCCAACAUUGUUGAGCAAAAAUACCCAGAGUUAGUGGGAUUUUUAGAUGAAUUUACACAUUUAGAUAAGGCAGCAAGAGUCUCAGAAGAAACAGUGACAAAGAAUCUGAAGAGUAUGGAGAAACAAUUAAAACAGUUAGAAACAGAUAUAAAGAAUAUCAGUAAAACUAAUGUGGAUGGGGAUCGCUUUGCUGAAGUUAUGAACUCCUUUAUAACAUCAGCAAAAGACCAGGCUGAUGUAUUAAGUGGUAUGCAGAAAAAGAUGGAAUCUUUGUACAAGGAAAUGGGAAAGUUCUACACAUUUGAUUACAAGAAAUACAGUUUUGAAGAGUUCUUCCAGGAUAUAAAAGCAUUCCGAGAUAGCUUUAGUAAUGCAAUGAAGGAGAAUGCUAAAAUGAGAGAGACAGAAGAGAAGAUCAGACGAGCGAAGGAAGCAAAGGAUAGAGCACAGAAAGAUAAAGCAGCCAAGAUGGCUAGAAAGAAGGCUAUUGUGGAUAUGACCAUGGAAGGAGACCAGGAAGGUGUUAUGGAUAAUUUGUUAGAAGCCUUGAAGACUGGUUCUGCCUUCAAUAAUGUCAGAGAAAAACGUGACCGGAAACAAAGGACGCCUAGAGCGGCAGGAGCUGAAAGACGUGCUCAACUCUCUCGAUCUAGAUCUAGACAGAAUCUCUUCAACUUAGAUAAUACAACAUUGACAGAAAUCAGUUUUGAUGAUCCGAAUACAGCUCCAUCUCAAAACAAAAAAGAAGACAAAGUUGAUAUAGAAAGGGACACUAAUUAUAAUCACGAAAAGGCAGGGGAAAGACGAAAUUCAAAAACAAAACAAUCGUCCAUUGAUACAGACGAGAGUGACGCUGAAAAACUGCUGGCUCGGCUUAAAGCUUUGUGAAAAGUAUCUUAUUCCAGUUCAUAUUUGCAUUUGUUGUAAUUAUGACUGUAUAGACAUUUUUAUGUUUUCAUCAUAUAGUCAUAAUCCUUGCUCAUGCCAUAAUGUUAACGUCAAAAGUGAUACAUGUAUCUGUCUUCCAUCAAAAUAUUCUUUAAAAUAAUCAAAAGUAUGGCAAGUCAUUGAAUUUUUUGUAUUUAUAAAAUUUCACUCUACCUGUAGAAGUCUUUGGAUUGCACGUCUUUCAUUUCUUACAACAGUCGUAGGUGUAAUCAAAAAUUGCAUUAAUGACUCUCAGCAAAAUGUUUGUCCUGAAUAUGUGCCAUGCACAUUGUAUGUGGUUCAUAAAAGGAGAUUUAUUUAGUAAGCAUUGGUAUCUCAUGUGAACACUUUUAAGUGGUUAAGAGUAGUUUAUAGGCAGUUUUAGUAGUUGAAAAGUAACUUUUGACCAGUUUAAAUGGUUGUUACUUAUGAAUCAACAACUGAUUUUGUUAACUUAUCCAUAUAUGAAUGAAAACUGCACGACUUGCUUUCUUGUACACUAAAAAUUACAUAAUUAUGUUGACUAAAAUGAUAUCUUUUGUUUACAAUGCUUUUGAUUAGUAUCCUAUUUCAAUUGUAACACCACAUGAAAUAUGUAAAAUUAGGUUAUAUGAAAUACAGACUCACUGUAAAUAUUAAGAAGGGAAUACAUAUCAUUAUGGCAUGAGCAUUGAACUCAUCUAUCAUAAUUGUCUGUCUAUGGUGUACAAAUACUACAACAAAGACUGUGAUAUUUUUUACAACUAGGUCACAUGGUUUUGCCUGUAGUCAUGUGACUCUAGUUCUAUAAUUGAAACUUACAUAUUUGUUAACACUGUAUAACUAUUUUAUGUUUGCUUCAUGUUUUGUACCAUAUUGUAAGGGAUAUUUAUUCAUCUGAAAUGCUGAUGGUUUGUUUAGACACAAUCAAAUCAAUUUAAAGACUCACUUGUUUGUCACCAAAUGAGAACAAAGGUUUGAGGAAUUUUUUUUCUCAACUGCUCAAAGAAAAGUAAAUGAUUUUUUUGUCUGAAAAUAAUCAAUACUCGAUAGUUUGAAUUCAGCUGGUUUUGCAUUUUGAUAAGAUGUAGCAACGAAAUUGACCCGAAGUUUAUGCUAAGUGGAUAAGAAUUCAUAUGGUCCUGCAGAUGCUGAAACAGCAGAAAUGGACAAAUUUGAAAAACUGAUAUUUCUUUUUAAAAAGAAAAGGAAAAAUAGAAAUAGAAUUUGCUGCCACUUUUUCAAGACAUACAGAAUUGAGAAUCUUCAAAUUUAGUUCAUGUGAUCUUGACCACCUUUUACAUUUUGUUAUCAAGGGAAGAUAAUGCAAUUAAUAACAAUUGAUUUGUCUCCCUUUUUGAAAAAUGCAUAGUGACUAAAUUUACAUACACAGAUUAUAAAAAUCAAAUUUAUGUGACACGUAAUUCUGUAAAAUUUUCAUUUCUCAAAAUGUGGUGAUAAACAUUAUAAAAGUAUAUAUUAUUUAAGUAAUUAGCAUUUAGUCAUAGAUGCAUGAUUUUUUUUUAUCAUUUAAAUUUUCUUUGACAUACCUGCCAAAUUUUAGUUUAUAUGUGAUUAAUGAUCCAGCAGUCAGUUUUCCAUGGUUUACAGAAUAUAUGAGCUUCAUAUAUAGAUCAAGCAUUGAUAUCUAGUUUCAAUUUAAAAAAACCUGAAGGUUACAAUAUUUUGAAUUUAAAAAAAAAUUCUAAUGCAUAAUGACAAAAAAAGUGAUAUAGGAUGUAUAGUAACUGGGAAAUUAAUGGAUAGUAAUAAUUGGUAAGCUAGUAUGGAAUUAUCUUCUAAAGGACAUGAGGGUUGAAUGGAUUUGCCAGACUGUCUUUCAUUUUUCUGAGUGGUAUUAAAUACCUGUUAAGAGAGUGUAACCCUUUUGAAAAAACUAAACUUGGCAGGUAUGGUGUGGACUUCCCAAAAUUUACAUUAUUCAUUUUCAUUUAGCUUCAAUUAUCUGAAUAUGUUUCAUUAUUUUGUAUGUAUAUAUUGCAUAUAGAUUUUAUUUUUGUAAAUAAGUACUGUAAAUUUGUAUAUAUUGUAACAAAACAUAUAUUAUAUAUAUAAAUGAACAUUUUACAUAGCUCACUAUUCUACUUGUAUAUUGCUUAUUUGUAGAAGAUGAAUACUGUUUUCCUAUAAUUUGUGGUUUUCUGCUUUUGACCAAAACUUUUAUCUCAGAGUCAUAUAUAAAAUGAUAGUCAAGUCUUUUCACCACUGAGAUUUCAUGAAAUUUUUUGGAAUUUGUUAUUGAUCAAAAUAGAUCCUAGAUUUUAUAAGAAGUAAUUGCAAAGUAUUAAAAAUUGUGUGUCCUGUUUAUGAAUUUGUUUUAAAAUAUGGCUAUUGUCUGCAAAUUUCGCUUUGAUCUGUUCUGUGAUAAUUUUUCAUAUCAUGCUACUCAAGUGAUAUGGGAUUCUCUUAGUUAAGCAGAAAGAUAAUGUUUGAAUUCAUUAGCCUAUGUCAUUGACGUUACAUAGGAAAACAGUCAUAAUCAAAUAAUUAACGGUUUUUAAAACUGGAGGAUAUUUCUCUUAAAAAAUAGUUAAAUUAAAAUUAUUCUAUAAUUUGAUUUUUUUUGGGUUUCCUUGUAAAAUGUAUUUUAUAAGAUUUUUUUAAGUUGAGUUUUGCAUGCUAAAAUCAAAGCUUUUCUAUGUAACAUAACAGUACCCAAAACAAAAAAAAUAAUUCGGUAGAAGAUAUAAAGGUCUUCUUGGUUUAAAACAUGUUUGCUCAUCUCCAAAACUUACUAACAGGUGUUUCAUAAAUUAAUGGCAUAUUAAUAUUUUUAACAUUCCAAGUAAAUGUUCAGGUUUCAUUCGCCUGUUGUUUUGGUUAUAAUUUUCUUAAUUUCAUCAUCAUUUCGUUAUAGAUUUCAAAGACAUAGAGUUCACAAUAAAUUAAAGGUGCUAUACUACACAAGGUAUGGGCAUCAACUAUUGAUUUAAUAUGGAAUUUUUCAGUCUGCAAAUGUCUUAUCUGGUGGCACUGUUGUUAUAUCUCAUUCUUUUGACCUUGACAUAAUUUACUUUUGGUCUUUGACACCUAUUAAAAAAAAUUAUUGAAAAUUAUCAAAGUUUUGGAAUUUUAUGUUUUAUAAAUUGAUCCCUUCCUAUUUUUCUUCAAUAUUUCAAAUCAUUUGAAAUUUUAAGUGAUUUGAAAUUAAAAAAAUCUCAAAGAUUUCGAAAAUGAAAAAAAGUUAUGACAAAGAUUUAUAGAGUUGUGCCUGAAGCAAAACGAAGGUGCUAUUAAAUAUUUAUUAAGAAAUUGCUAUGUAUUCUUAUAAGUCACUGCCCUUUAUGCUUUUAUUUUAUGAAAUAAUUGAAUUGUACUAAAUUUAUUUAAAAAUAUAACUAGUGCUUAUUUUAUUUAGUCAGUAAAAGGGGUUGUUUUUAUUAUGAUUUGAUUGUAAUUAUUGAUUUCUUUAUGAACAGAUGUUAAUUUUACAAAUAUUGAUGCAAGACUUCAAAUAUUUUCUCAAAAUUUAGGAAUCUCCCUCCAAUUACCUGUCUUCUAUAAGGAAGGUAAAUGUCUCUCUUUUGUGAAAAGUACCCCUAUUUCUCUCCUUUUCAACAUCUUUUCAUUACAAUUAGUCAUUGACCUGUCAAAUGUUUCCACUACUGUCAAAACAACACUGCAUUUUACAAAACAUGGAGAACUCAUGCAAGCUGCCUAAAAUGAUGUUAAUUUAAAUUAUUUACAUAAUAGUUGGGAAAAUAAUUUACACUUCAUAGCAUUACAUGUAAGUAAAACAAAGUAUCAUGAAAACUACCAGAAUUUGGUUACAACAAAUUUCCUUGUAGAUGAUUGUCCUCAGAAAAAAACGGUUUGUAAAGUUGACACCUACAACAUACUUAUUUAGCAUAUCAUGACCAUUUAUCAACAUUUGUAGAUAUAAACAAUACUAUGAUCAAAAGGAGGUCAUGGGAUCACUCUUUGAUGUGGUAAAUAUAAACUUUUGGGAUUUUUUAAAACAGAUUAUAAAUAAGCUUAGAGGUCAACUAUUAAUAACAUGUAUUAAUCAAAACAAAAGAUAGUAAAUGUUGUAAAUGUAUACAUUGAUAAGUUUUCAUGGUUUACACACAAGUUACUAUCAGAUUUUUUCUACUAUUAAAAUGGUUCAAGUAGAAAGUUUGACGUGAAAAGAGUAGUACAUGACAUUAGGUAUGUGUAUAUCAUUCAAUUUAGCAUGUUACAUCAAGUAAGAAUAUUGUUUUAUCCUGGCCAGUUUGCAUUUUGAAAGGACAGAAUUUUAUCCUGACACUUUGCAGGUAUGUUUGACCCCAAACUUAAUUGACUAGUAUUGUCAGUUUUCCGGCCACUUGCCAAAGUAUCUCUAUGGCUUUCCUCUUCCAAUAAAAACUUACCAGCUAGACAUGCUAGAUAUAGCCAAAAGUGCUAAGAGUGGUGUUAUCAAAAAUCAAAAACUAACAAAUAGAGGAAAACUUUGCACCUUAUAAUAUAGGAUAAUACAUUUUGAUUUAAUUUUAAGAAAAUGGAGGGUAUCAUGGGUAUAGUAAAAAGAGAAAAUGCUUUUAUUGCAAUUUUCCACCUUGAAGGUUUCUAUAAGGUCAUAAAAAAACUCAUCAUGAAAGGUCUCUUAAUCAAAUAUGUAAAAUGGACAUUAGAUGGGGAGUUGAAGCAAGGAUUUUUGUAAUGCUGACAGAAUCAUAAGUUUUCUACAGGUUGUGACUACCCUUGUCACUACAGCUGCAUUCCAAUGCAUCAUUCCAAAGUUUGUAUAACAACAUCAUCAAUAUUCAAUAGUAAUUAAUAUUUUUGUAUAACUGCUAGUCAUUUUGGGCUGUUACUUUUGAUAUAUUUGUUAUUUUACUUUUCAUCUGUUAUUUAUAUAAUUAUUUUAUUGUUGUGUUCAAAUUUCUUUGAGAAAUGAAAUAACAAUGGCAGAUUUACAGAUACUAAAGUUUGAAAUUUGUAUAGAACUAAGCAAGACUUCUAAUUAGAUGUCUCUUUAUGUAAUUACUGCUUCAUAAUUAUAGAUUUUUUUAUUUUAAUUAGAGUCUAACUGAAAAUCACCUUUUCUUUAAAUAGAAUGCUAGUUAUAAAACAAGCAUACCAUAUGCAAGAUUUUUUCAUUCUAGUGGCAAAAGUUGUUCUGUUUGAAAAAGCAUUUUAGGAUUUAUAUUUUUUCAGUUUGUUUUUACAAUAGCAUAGGUUAAUAUUUAAUAGUAAAUAAUAUUAUGGUUUACAGUGUUAUUUUAAGCUUUUCAAUCUAUUUUUAGAAUACUAUAAAGCCAGUUAUUUGCUUAUGUUAGUAUAUAUUCAUGCAGUCAUGAUUGCCACAAAACAGUUGUUAUAUAAAAGUGAAUUAUCUUA
This is a messenger RNA of Mytilus trossulus (common blue mussel), 9109 nucleotides long. RefSeq names its product protein diaphanous homolog 2-like. Gene Ontology annotation, cellular component: actin filament. Gene Ontology annotation, biological process: actin cytoskeleton organization; actin filament polymerization. NCBI's taxonomy places the organism in Eukaryota, Metazoa, Mollusca, Bivalvia, Mytilida, Mytilidae. Gene Ontology annotation, molecular function: actin binding; small GTPase binding. Bases 326 to 3748 code for a protein of 1140 amino acids. The record is from RefSeq and is a predicted model, not a curated record. The transcript is spliced from 24 exons.